UCUCUCCGUAGUCCGUACCCUUCGCCUCGUCUUACUACUACUCCGUACUACUCUCCGCCCUCUCUCCGCCGUACGCGGCAGCGACGGCCGGCCGGCGAGUACCCCCUCCGCCCGCGCUCGUUCCGCCGAGGACGGGCUUACUUGCGGCGGCCCAGGACGGGCUUCUCCUCCCACCGCCUGCGCUGAUCUCCCGCGAGCAGGGGCGCUGUCGUCUUCGAUGUUGGGGAGAAAGAAGGCUGUCAAAGAACUUAUAAAGAAAGCUGUGGCCGUGAAGGAUCAUCUAGCGCAAUUUCCAGAUUUUCAUAAGUAUGAGAGAAAUGGUAUUUUCGUCUACUUGGAAUCUAGACAUGGAAAUCAACUUCCAUUACCGACAAGGAAAUACAUCCAAAAUCUACUCAAGCUUAACAUGGAGGGACCAUAUGGACCAGAAUGGCCUUCAGAAGAGAAAGUUAAGCGCCGGGAAAUGGUUGCCCAAGAAGCACGAUAUAUCUUUGUCCGGCAAUCUUCAAAUGCCUUUAGUGCCAAAAAUAUUAUGAAGCAAGAUUCAGGCCUAGAAUGUACACAUGAAGCAUGUAAUGACGAUUGCUUGAUAGGUUUUGUACACUAUAGAUUUGUUUUGGAAGAGGAUGUUCCUGUUCUUUAUGUCUAUGAGCUACAGUUGGAGCCUUCUGCCCAGGGGAAGGGGCUGGGGAAAUUUCUAAUGGAGUUGAUCGAACUUAUAGCUUAUAAGAGUCAAAUGGGAGCUGUGAUGCUAACAGUUCAGAAAGCUAAUGACCUUGCUAUGGCUUUCUAUAAGAAGUUGAGAUAUGUAAUAUCAAGUACUUCGCCAUCACAAGUUGACCCACUGAUUGGACUUGAAAAAAACUAUGAGAUUUUAUGCAAGACAUUUGAAUCUGAAGCCAAAUCCAUAUUAGAGGAAGGUGGCUGGAAACUCACAGUGCAAUGAUCACUCUAGGAUCUUGUUACAAUGUGAUGAUGCCUAUUCUUCUUCACUACAUUGUUGACACCUUACAGGGUACAGCUCAAGCUUGAGUGGCAUAUCAGGCCACCAUGUUAUUGCGAUGCACUCAUAUUGUACACCUCUGUCCGAAACUCCUCCUGCCAAGCCAUUCUGGGAAGCGAACACGAUGGCCCAUAUUGUUCCCUUGCACAUGUAUACCAAAUACCUCCACAUUCUUAAUUUACUUGGACAAAACGUGUGUCACCAAAGCUGUACUGGUGUUUACCCCGUUACUUUAGGUAGGACUGUAGGAAGUGGAACCUGCUAAGGUGACAUGACAUGACAUGCAACUGGUACUGACCCAGUAGCGUUAAUCUAAUCCCGUUUGUUCGUGGAUCACUCUCUCUUGAUCCAUGUGUUUGCAGGUGCUAAAGAGCUUAGAUUUUUCUGGAAUACAGAUUUGGGAACGUUGCGCUUAUUAGCAUGCCAAGCAUGAGGAAUUCAUGGGGGCGGCACAGCACCACGAGAACCGUAGCACCCGUCUUAUGGUUGCUGCAAGUGAAUCAAAGCAUA
Messenger RNA from Oryza brachyantha (malo sina), 1513 nucleotides. RefSeq names its product N-alpha-acetyltransferase 40. Gene Ontology annotation, molecular function: protein N-terminal-serine acetyltransferase activity; histone H2A acetyltransferase activity; histone H4 acetyltransferase activity. The transcript has 8 exons. NCBI's taxonomy places the organism in Eukaryota, Viridiplantae, Streptophyta, Magnoliopsida, Poales, Poaceae. The record is from RefSeq and is a predicted model, not a curated record. The coding region runs from base 218 to 946 and encodes 242 amino acids. Gene Ontology annotation, cellular component: nucleus.